Molecule: messenger RNA, 646 nt
Organism: Branchiostoma floridae (Florida lancelet)
Lineage: Eukaryota; Metazoa; Chordata; Leptocardii; Amphioxiformes; Branchiostomatidae
Product: zinc finger protein 100-like
Exons: 3
Coding region: 146-646 (166 amino acids)
Biological process (GO): regulation of transcription by RNA polymerase II; central nervous system development
Cellular component (GO): nucleus
Molecular function (GO): RNA polymerase II cis-regulatory region sequence-specific DNA binding; DNA-binding transcription factor activity, RNA polymerase II-specific
Source: RefSeq, a predicted model, not a curated record
UAUAAUACGCGGCUUGCUUUGUGUUCUUCGGAUUUUCAGCGGCAUAUUUCGUCUUUGGACAAGUGGAAUCCACGUUCAUUUUUAAGUCUAGAACAGGCGACUUUGUAUCAACUAAUUCCCAGAAGUUGAUCCAGAUAUUAUUGACAUGGCUACACCAGACAGGAUGCAGGGUUUGGAUGACGUCAGGAGAGGAGCAGCAGGGGGUUCUGCCUGGCAGGGUGAAAGAUGUGAGGAUUCUGGGGAGUUCAGUAGGAGAGGCAAAGGUGUGAAAGUGUACAGGUGUGAGGAGUGCAGCAAGCAGUUCAGUCAGCUGGGCAAUCUGAAUAGGCACAAACGUUCUCACAAAGGUGAGAAACCCUACAGAUGUGAGGAGUGUAGCAGAGAGUUCAGUGAACUGGGUUCUCUGAAGACUCACAUGCGGACUCACACAGGGGAAAAACCUUACAAGUGUGAGGGGUGUAACAGGCAGUUCAGCCGGCUGGACAAUCUGAAGACUCACAUGCGCACUCACACUGGAGAGAAACCUUACAGGUGUGAGGGGUGUAGCAAACAGUUCAGUCAGCUAGGUGAUCUGAAGAGACACAUGCUUACUCACACCAUGGAGAAACCUUACAGAUAUGAGAAAGCCCACUGGUCUGUUUUGUAG